GUUUUUAUUGACUUCUUAAAAUAGUAACACUAAUGGAGAGAAUUUUACUGAGAUUCCCAUUUAGCAAUUGAACUUCAACUGACUAAACAAGAUGACAGACCACAUAACACAAAAUGUGUCAAAAGAACUAUAUUGUUAUAUGUGUCAAAAUAUAGUAGGGACAGAAGAGCAUGUUAAACAAAUCAGGUUGUUCAAUGCCGCAAGGGAUAGUUUGUUAAUUGAUGAGUAUCAAACAAGUGGAAGUUUUGGAGAAGGACUUAUGAUGCGAGGCAGUGACUUAGAUAUUAUGUCUGUUCGGAGAAAUAUUGAGGUUUAUGAUGUGAAGCCCCGUUUAAAUCAGCAUACAACAUAUUUGUCAAUAGAUACAGACGAUGUCAAACCUGGAUUUACUCAAUUGAGACUAGAAGUUUGCAGAAGUCAGAAUGUAUUUGCCAACUGUGUACAAUUCGCGGGUAAGUUUUAUCUAUCCAACACAUUAUGGAAACAGCGAUUCGUGGAGCACAUAGGUAAAGACUUAGUUUUUCACGGACCGUGCAUAUCUGACAAACAUGGAACACAUGACUUUGCCGAAUGCCUACAUUGUAAAACGUGGGUAUCGCCUGCAAUACAUUGGAUAACAAGAUCUAAUACCUCAUGGCCCGGUUAUGAUGUCAAACAAAGUAUAAUAAGACAUGGAGUACUUUUUGUACCAAUCGGAGUAAAAGGGUCAUCAAAAGAGGAUCUAGAAUGGAGAAUAUCAUUUUCAAUCGGUGAAAAACUUUUAAUAAAUUCCUUUACACACACUCAAUUAGUAUGCUACGCUCUUAUGAAAAUUCUUUUGAAAGAUGUUAUAGCGACCUACCCCGAAUGUAAAGAAUUACUCUGCUCUUAUUUCCUAAAAACAAUUGUUUUCUGGAUCUCUGAAGAACUGCCAAAAUCUUCAUGGAAACCUGACAAUCUUAUACCUUGUUUUAUGCAAUGUUUUAGCAGACUGAUUUAUUGCGUUGAGUUCUCAGUUUGUUUGCAUUACUUCAUUCCAGAGAACAAUAUGUUUGAGAAUAAAAUUGAGGGUCGUGCUCGUAAAGUACUUUUAAAAAAACUACAUACCUUGCAUAGUUAUGGUUGGAGAUGCAUUUUAUUUUCAGAUCAAGUAAACAAUGUUGCCGCAUCAAUGCAGUUUUUCUACAUGGAACAGAAUCAAUUGCAUGUAUCUAAUAUUACAAAAAUAACGAAUUCCCAUUUAUUUCAAGCAUCAAAUUUUUGUUUCCGUUUAGGAUUCAAUGCCAAAAAGAUUUCGCUUAGUUCUUCGUUGAAAAGGAUAAUACAAAAGGCAGUUUCAGUUGAUAAAUCUUCAAUAAAAUACGUGUAUACAUACUACAUGUCAACAUUAUGUGCAUUCUGUGCUCAGUCGAUUCCAAUUGACAGUGCAUACAGAAAUAAUAAAUACCGAUACCGACAGUACAAAUCAUGUCUUUGUACUCUGCUACAAAAUAUCUAUCAUGACGCUGUAUCUGGAUGGCUGAUGAUAGCUUCGUUCUUUUAUAAAACAAAACAAUACUCAAAAUCUUUACGCAUUAUCAUGUAUUCCUUAUCGAAAUGCACUGUUGAAAAACUGUUUCGCUUUAUGAAGAUGUCAGACAGUCAUUACGGAUUGUUAAAACUGAAAUUAUUCCAGAAGAAGAGUAUUGUCAAUUUAUGGAAAUUAAUUCUUGUAGAUAAUAUAAAGUUUGAUAAGAGCUCUCUAUUGAUACCAGAUGAAUUGCUAAAAGAGGUGGAGGGUAGAGAAUUUGUGGUUCCAUCUACAGCUUAUGCGUAUUUCCUUAAUGUUCUUUGUCAUUAUCAUCUCAAUAAUGUUAGAAAAUGUCGGGAUAUUCUCCAAGAUCUACAAUGUGUUAUAGAUGAAAAAUAUCUCAUGAAAAACUUGAGUAUGAUAGCUGUAUCCUAUAAUCUCCUAGGUGUUGCGUUGCAAAUACUAGGCGACACUGAAUCCGCACGACAAGCAUUCUUGCAAUCUGUUGAAUUAAACAAGUACCCAUCCCGUAUUUUUGCCGUAAAGAGACUUUUGUUAAUGAGUUAAAUGUAAAAUUUGUGCGUGUAUUGUGUCACCGAUAUGAUGAUACAACUGCAUUUUUCCAAUCUUUUGAAACAAACAAACACCACGGAAAUUCUUGAAAUUCUUACAAUGAAGGUCUAUAGGAAUUAGUGUACUAUUAUAAAUAUCUACAAACGAAUGAAUUGUGAAAGUUACAAGAAAUAGCAAUGUAAUGACGUCUUUUUUCUAUGUUUGGAUUAGCUAUUGAUCAUGUUGAUAUCAAAUUGCUGUUAUCUUUUAUUAAAAAAAACAAAUGUUUAUUUGUA
Messenger RNA from Mytilus californianus (California mussel), 2337 nucleotides. RefSeq lists its product as uncharacterized. Bases 92 to 2056 code for a protein of 654 amino acids. The transcript has 2 exons. The record is from RefSeq and is a predicted model, not a curated record. Gene Ontology annotation, molecular function: protein binding. Lineage: Eukaryota; Metazoa; Mollusca; Bivalvia; Mytilida; Mytilidae.